This is a messenger RNA of Osmerus eperlanus (European smelt), 12234 nucleotides long. It is a transcript of the gene dnah3, whose product is annotated as dynein axonemal heavy chain 3. The record is from RefSeq and is a predicted model, not a curated record. Gene Ontology annotation, cellular component: dynein complex. The transcript is spliced from 61 exons. Gene Ontology annotation, molecular function: ATP hydrolysis activity; dynein light intermediate chain binding; dynein intermediate chain binding. Lineage: Eukaryota; Metazoa; Chordata; Actinopteri; Osmeriformes; Osmeridae. Gene Ontology annotation, biological process: microtubule-based movement.
AUGGAACGACUGAAGCAGAUGGAGGAUGACUCCAUCCACAACAUUAGUCAUGCCAGAGGACUUCCUGGUCUUCCUCCUCUUCCUCAAGCCUCUGAGGAACCUUCAGAGCUCUAUCAAAUUAUCCUCAGACACAGUCACCACCCACCCAUUCUCCAGAACACUUCAUGGACCCUAGCUGUCCCUUUUAAGGAGCAAUGUCACCAUCGCACCCCCAGUGAGUCGAUUGGGAACAAUUACAGUCCCCAGGCAAGGGACCUAAAGAUCCGAAACCUACAAAGGAGGCCAGGGGUACUCUCCAACUCUCUUGGAGAUUCUCCUGCUCACAGUAUCCCUUUCAAACCUGUCAACUGAAACAGCAGUAACAGGCUGGACCCUGUGAUCCCCGGUAGCCGACCCAUGACUCCCAAACAGCAGCUGGAUAUUAUGCGCCGCCAAGAGGAACAGACAUGGAGCUUCGAGAAUAAGCUCACAGAAAGAGACCUGGAGAGGUACCUGUACUACAUCUCUAAUGGAGUGCAGAGUCCCAUGCUGGCUCCCCAGCCCCCCCAGCAGAUGAAGAACAUCGUGGGCAAGCUGCCCCCAGUCACAGAGGACAAUAGCAGGGACAUGCACAGGCUCAGGGCCAGCCUUCUGGACGAGGUCAACACCGACUACGACUUCAGCCUCAGAAAGAGCAUAGUGGACUACAUCCUGAAGGACCCAUCAGAGCGCCAGCGCCUCGUCAUCUCCAGCAUCCCCAGGCCUUUCCCCAGGAGGGUGAUCCGUGGGCCUGUGCCCUGGGUGUGCAGCUACAGAGAGGCCCAUGUCUGGCAGAGCCAGCAUCUGUUCACUGUCAACCACAUGAUGGUCCUACUGCAAGAUCUCUGGCUUAACAGCUUCUCCUCCCUGAGGUUUGUGAGACUAAGGGACCUCUUCUCUGCCACUCUUCCCCUCCUACCCAUCGAGUUUGAAGACCUGGUACAAAGACAGUGCCAAAUCACCAGGGACGAUCUGGUCAACAAUUGGCUCCCACGUUGUGCGUCCAUCUUCGUCACCUCCAAAGACCUGUGGCUGCCCCUGGUGCCUGGCAGUGACAUGGUGACACCUGUCAUUGCCCAGGAGUUCUUCUCCUGCGUGGGCACCUUCAUGUCCCUGCAGCUGCGCAGCCUGGUCAUCGCCUCCCUGCACGACCUGUUGAGCUUCUUCAAGGUCCAUCAGGAUGGCAAUGACUUUGGGGAGAAGUUUGAUGAGAUGAGGUACGUUCAGCCCCAGGUGUUGCUGGUCAAGCUGGGGGUGGAGGAACCUCGCAUCAUCUUCCAGCCCAGCCUCCAGAAAUGCUGGGAGCUCCUCCAUAGCAGCUUCAUGGAGAUCAUUAAGAGCGCCCAAAACCUCCAACGGGUGGAGUGUAACCUCUUCCCAGAGAUCCAGGGUCAGGGCCUCUACCUCCGCUCUGUCGGGCCGAACGAGCUGCUGGUCACAGAGCUGCUCAGCCAAGCCAAGAGCAUCUUCCACAAAAACACUGUGGGGCCCCAGAAGUAUUUGAACGUGUAUAAGAAGUACAGCCAUCUCCUGGACAACACAGCAAAGCAGGAUAUACUGGCAUUCCUCAAUGAGAAGCACUCCUUGCAAGGCUUUACCAAGAAAAUCCAAGGUAUUCAGCAGUUGUGGAAGGAGAUAGCCUCCCUGCACAUCACAGUGCCUUUGUCCAUGUUCUGCCUGGAUGCCGUCAGUCUGAACGAUGACCUGUGCGAGAGAGCCAAGAGGCUGGAAGACACACUCAUCAUGUUUGAGGUGGAGGAGAACCGAGAGCUCAACAAGAGCCUCUGUCACCGCUACGAUGAGAUUGCUCAGACCAUCACUGGGGUCCCGGGUAACACAGACGAGCUGGUGGCCCUCAACCAGUACCUGAAGCGGACCAGCGAGGUGACUGUCCACAAGCUGAGGGAUGAGGUCGACGAGGCAGCCAAGCGUCUCAGCUUCCUGCUCGACUACGCUACCCUGCCUGUUGAGGACUUGAAGCUGAACAGCAGUGUUUUCCACUGGCCUGGGCACAUCCUGACUGUGUUUGACCUCAGCAAGAACCGUCAGGCCACCAGGAGAGAACAGGCAGAAGACCGCCUCGGCAAGAGGAUAGCAGAGUUUGAACAGAAACUGCAGGGUGUGGGGAAGGAAGUAGAGUCUUUCAAGAAGAAGGAGCUCAUGAGCCUGGAAGAGAUCAAGAACAAUGUGGAAAAACUCAACGAGCUCACUUCAUGUCUGGAUGCUGCUGUCACUGAACUGGAGGACAUCAACAAAGAGGAGACUCUGCUGGAGAAGGAGUUGAGCCAGUUCCCUGGACUGCAGACCCUGAUGGGCAACAAGCAGCCCUACGAUCAGCUGUGGAACACCGCUCUCAACUUCCAGAACCAGUCAGAGAUCUGGAUGAACGGCCCCUUCGUUCAACUGAACGCAGAGAAGAUCGGUGAUGAGCUGCUCACCAUGUGGCGCACCAUGUACAAGCUGACUAAGUCAUUGUCCGACCUCCCGGGGCCUCGACGCAUCGCAGACAGCUUCAAGAUGAAGAUCGACAAGUUCAAACAGCACCUGCCCGUCCUCACCACCAUCUGUAACCCAGGCAUCAAGGACCGUCACUGGGAGAAGAUCAGCUCCAUUGUGGGCUUUGACAUCAAACCAGAUGUGGACACUUCACUGCUCAACAUGCUGGACCUCGGCCUGUCCAAGUUCUCUGACAAGCUGGAGGAGAUCGGAGCCUCAGCCAGUAAGGAGCACUCUCUGGAGAAAGCCAUGGAGAAAAUGAAGACCGAAUGGGCUGAACUCCGCUUGGCCUUCACUGCCUACAGAGACACGGGCACGAGUAUCGUAUCUGCAGUGGAUGACAUUCAAGUUCUCCUGGACGACCACGUCAUUAAGACCCAGACCAUGCGUGGGUCACCCUUCAUCAAGCCUAUAGAGGCUGACUGCAAGCAAUGGGAGGAGAAGCUGCUGUCGAUGCAGGACAUCCUGGACUCCAUGUUGAAGUGCCAGGCCACCUGGCUGUACCUGGAGCCUAUCUUCAGCUCCGAGGACAUCAUCGCCCAGAUGCCGGAGGAAGGCCGCAAGUUUGGCAUCGUCGACAGAUACUGGAAAGACAUCAUAGCAGAGGCGGUGAAGGACACGCAUGUGCUGGUGGCCACCGCCCAGCCCAACAUGCUUGGGAGGCUGCAGGAGGCCAACGUGUUCCUGGAGGACAUCCAGAAAGGACUCAACACCUACCUGGAGAUGAAGAGACUUUACUUUCCCAGGUUCUUCUUCCUGUCCAACGAUGAGCUUCUGGAGAUCUUGUCAGAGACCAAGGACCCCAUGCGUGUCCAGCCUCACCUGAAGAAGUGUUUUGAGGGCAUAGCCAAGCUGGAGUUCAGCGAGGACAUGGAGAUCACUGGCAUGAUCAGCUCAGAGAAAGAGAUGGUGCCCUUCAGUGAGAAUAUAAACCCUGCCAAGUCCAAGGGCAUGGUGGAGAAAUGGCUGCUGCAAGUGGAGAAAAUGAUGCUCCGGAGUGUCAGAGAUGUCAUCCACCAAGGAGUGGACGAGUAUGUUCAGGUGCCCAGGAAGAAAUGGGUGUUGCAGUGGCCAGGGCAAGUUGUCAUCUGUGCCUCCUCCAUCUUCUGGACCAGCGAGGUGUCUCAGGCCAUCCAGACCAACACCCUUCCUGCCUAUGUGGAUCAGAGCAAUGCCCAGAUUGCGGAUAUAGUGGAGCUUGUGAGAGGGAAGCUCCCAGGAGGAGCCAGGAUGACCUUAGGAGCUCUCACUGUCAUCGAUGUGCACGCUCGAGACGUGGUGGUCAAGCUGGCGGAGGACCGCAUCUCCUCCCUCAACGACUUCUCCUGGAUCUCCCAGCUGCGCUACUUCUGGGAGGGCGGAGACGUGCUGCUGCGCAUGAUCACCACCCAGGUCAAGUAUGGUUACGAGUACCUCGGGAACUCCACCCGGCUGGUCAUCACGCCGCUCACUGACCGCUGCUACAGAACACUGAUGGGUGCUCUGAAGCUGAAUCUGGGGGGUGCCCCCGAGGGGCCUGCAGGGACAGGCAAGACAGAGACCACCAAGGAUCUGGCCAAGGCUCUGGCCAAGCAGUGUGUUGUGUUUAACUGUUCUGAUGGCCUGGACUACAAGGCCAUGAGUAAGUUCUUCAAAGGACUGGCUCAGUCUGGAGCUUGGGCUUGCUUCGACGAGUUCAACCGUAUUGAGGUGGAGGUGCUGUCUGUAGUGGCCCAGCAGGUGUUGAGUAUCCAGCAGGCUAUUGCCAGAGACCUGAAGACCUUUAUGUUUGAGGGGACCGAGUUGAAUCUGAACCCCACCUGUUCAGUCUUCAUCACCAUGAACCCUGGCUACGCUGGACGAGCAGAGCUCCCUGACAACCUCAAGGCUCUUUUCCGUACUGUGGCUAUGAUGGUGCCAGACUAUGGUCUUAUUGGAGAGAUUUCCCUCUACUCUAUGGGCUUCAUAGAGUCUCGCAGCCUUGCCCAGAAGAUCGUGGCUACCUAUCGCCUGUGCUCGGAGCAGCUGUCCUCUCAGCACCACUACGACUACGGCAUGCGUGCAGUGAAAUCGGUUCUCACUGCCGCGGGGAACCUGAAACUGAAGUACCCAGAGGAGAACGAGAGUGUGCUGCUGCUCAGGGCUCUGCUGGAUGUCAACAUGGCCAAGUUUCUGGCCCAGGACGUGCCUCUGUUUCAGGGCAUCAUAUCAGAUCUCUUCCCUGGGGUUGUCCUGCCUAAACCAGACUAUGAGCUCCUCCUUCAGGCUUUGAAUGACAACAUAGCUAAACUCAAGCUCCAGCCAGUUCCGUGGUUCAUAGGCAAAAUCAUCCAGGUGUAUGAGAUGAUGCUGGUGCGCCAUGGCUUCAUGAUCGUAGGAGACCCUCUGGGAGGAAAAACCUCCGCUUAUAAAGUGCUCGCUGGUGCCCUUGGAGACCUGUUUGAUGCCAAACUGAAUGAGGAGUAUGCUGUGGACUUCCGUAUCAUAAACCCCAAGGCCAUCACCAUGGGUCAGCUGUACGGUUGUUUCGACCCGGUCAGCCACGAGUGGUCAGACGGGGUUCUGGCUGUGUCGUUCAGGGAGCAGGCUGUCUCUAUCUCCGACAACCGCCAGUGGAUCAUCUUUGAUGGACCCAUCGACGCCGUGUGGAUUGAGAACAUGAACACAGUUCUGGAUGACAACAAGAAGCUGUGCCUGAUGAGUGGGGAGAUCAUCCAGAUGAGUGCCAAGAUGAGUCUGAUCUUCGAGACAGCAGACCUGGAGCAGGCCUCCCCAGCCACAGUCAGCAGGUGUGGGAUGAUUUACAUGGAGCCUCACCAGCUGGGCUGGGCUCCUCUCAGAGACUCCUACAUGGACACGCUGCCUGAGAGCCUGGGCACAGAACACAGGGACCUGAUUGUGGAAAUGUUCGACUGGCUCGUUCAGCCGUGCCUGGACUAUAUUGCCAGAGAGUGUCGUUUCCUGGUGCAGACGUCGCCUAUUCAUCUGGCCUACAGUCUGAUGAGGCUGUUCACCUGUCUCAUAGAUGAGAUUGCUGAGUCAGGAGCCAAUGAAACGGAGCCCAUGUCCGAUCAACAGGUGACCAUGUGGCUGCAAGGCCUGUUCCUAUUCGCUGUGGUGUGGAGUCUGGGCGGGACCAUCAACGGGGACAGCCGGAAGAAGUUUGACGCGUUCUACCGCAACCUGAUCAUGGGCAUGGACGAAGGGCAUCCUCGGCCCAAGACGAUCAAACUCUCCAAAAGCAACCUCUUCCCUGAGAGAGGCACCGUCUACGACUACUAUUUCCACAAGCAGGGACUUGGGCAAUGGAAUGCGUGGACUGACUCCAUCACGAAGGAAGAGAGCAUCAUCCCUGCUUCAGCCAAUGUGUCGGACCUCAUCAUCCCCACCAUGGAGACGGCCCGCCAGGUGUUCUUCCUGCGCACCUACGUGGCUCAUGAGGUGUCCACGCUGUUCGUGGGGCCCACUGGCACGGGGAAGUCUGUCAUCAACAACAGCUUUCUGCUCAAGCUCCCCAAGGAGAAGUACACGCCCAACUGUAUCAACUUCUCAGCCCGCACCUCGGCCAACCAGACCCAGGACAUCAUCAUGGCCAAGCUUGACCGCAGGAGGAAGGGGGUGUUUGGGCCUCCCAUGGGCAAGAAGUGUGUCAUUUACGUGGAUGAUCUCAACAUGCCAGCUAAAGAGAUCUAUGGUGCCCAGCCCCCUAUAGAGAUAUUGAGACAGUGGAUUGACCACUACCACUGGUACGACAAGAAGGACACAACCAGGCAGGACCUGAUGGAUGUGCUGUUUAUGUCGGCUAUGGGGCCCCCUGGUGGAGGAAGGAAUGACAUCACAGGUCGUUUCACUCGUCACUUGAACAUUGUUUCUAUUGACUCCUUCGAUGACGAGACACUGAGCAAGAUAUUCACCUCCAUCACUGACUGGCACUUUGGAACAGGAUUUGAUGCUGCUUUCUACAGGCUGGGGAAGAUCAUGGUUCAGGCCACCAUGGCUCUCUACAAGGACACGAUCGACAGCUUCCUGCCCACCCCCUCCAAGUCCCACUACAUUUUCAACCUGAGAGAUUUUUCUCGAGUAAUCCGAGGAGUCCUGCUGUCUCCACACACACACCUCCAGGAGGGAGACAAGCUGAUCCGUCUGUGGAUCCACGAGGUCUACCGAGUCUUCUACGACCGCCUGAUAGACAGGGAGGACCGGGACACGUUCUUCAACAUCGUCAAGGAGAGGACCUCGGGCUACUUCAAGCAAAGCAUGGACAAGCUCCUGAGCCACCUCACCCCGUCAGGUAAGGUGACGGACGAGACCAUCCGCAGUCUGUUCUUCGGGGACUACGCCAAGCCCGAUGCCGACAACAAGGCCUACGACGAGAUCACAGACAUGCACAGCCUGACCGAGGUCAUGGAGUACUACCUGGACGAGUUCAACAACGUCAGCAAAGCUCCCAUGUCUCUGGUCAUGUUCAAGUUUGCCAUCGAGCACAUCUCCCGCAUCUGCCGUGUGCUCAAGCAAGACAACGGCCACCUGCUCCUGGUGGGCAUCGGAGGGUCGGGGCGCCAGAGCGCCACCAAGCUGGGCACGUUUAUCAACGACUUCGACCUGUUCCAGAUCGAGCUGACCAAGAACUACAGCGUGUCGGACUGGCGCGACGACCUGAAGAGAGUCAUGCUGAAGGCGGGGAUCGAAGGCAAGAGGACCGUGUUCCUGUUCAACGACAGCCAGAUCAAAGACGAGGCCUUCGUGGAGGACAUUAACAUGCUGCUCAACACGGGCGACGUGCCCAACAUCUUUCCCGCCGACGAGCGCGCCGACAUCAUCGAAAAAGCGCAGGGCAUCGCCAGGAUGGAGGGCAAGAAGAUCGACGCCACACCGCUGUCCUUGUACAACUACUUUAUCGACCGCAUCAAGGCAAACCUUCACAUUGUGCUAGCAAUGAGUCCCAUCGGUGACGCGUUUAGAAACCGCCUGAGGAUGUUCCCGUCGCUCAUCAACUGCUGCACCAUCGACUGGUUCCAGGCCUGGCCUGAGGAUGCUCUGGAGAUGGUGGCCCACAAGUUCUUAGAGGAUGUGGAACUGGAGAGCAGCAUAAGAGAGAAGGUGGUUGAAAUGUGUAAGAUCUUCCAGGAGACCGUGAGAGAGAUGUCAGAGAAAUACUUUUCCAGACUGAGGAGACACAACUAUGUGACUCCAACCUCCUACCUGGAGCUCAUCCUCACCUUCAAGACCCUCCUCCAGUCCAAGAGGGACGAGGUGGACACUGUGAAGAACCGCUACAUUAUUGGUCUGCAGAAACUGGACUUUGCUGCAUCUCAGGUGUCAGUGAUGCAGAAGGAGCUGACAGCCCUUCAGCCGGAGCUCAUUCAGACCUCGGCCGAGACUGAGAAGAUGAUGGUGAAGAUUGAGAAGGAGACCGUGGAGGUGGACGCCAAAAAAGAACUGGUGUCUGCUGACGAGAAGGUGGCCAACGAUGCAGCUGCAGCUGCCAAAGCCAUCAAGGAUGAAUGUGAGGGGGACCUGGCGGAGGCCAUGCCGGCCCUAGAGGCUGCUCUGUCAGCCCUGGACACCCUGAAGCCCUCUGACAUCACAGUGGUCAAAUCCAUGCAGAACCCUCCAGGCCUGGUCAAGCUGGUCAUGGAGUCUAUCUGUGUCAUGAAGGGUAUCAAAGCAGAGAGGAAGCCUGACCCUGGUGGCUCUGGUAAGAUGAUAGAGGACUUCUGGGGUCCCUCCAAGAAGCUCCUGGGAGACAUGAAGUUCCUGGAGAACCUCAAAGCCUACGACAAAGACAAUAUCCCCCCUGCUAACAUCAAGAUGAUCCGUGCAAAAUUCAUUGACAACCCUGAGUUCCAGCCAUCCAUCAUCAAAAACGUCUCCUCUGCCUGUGAAGGCCUUUGUAAGUGGGUGAGGUCCAUGGAGGUGUACGAGCGGGUGGCCAAACUGGUGGCGCCCAAGAAGGAGAGGCUGAAGGAGGCCGAGGAUGAGCUGUCUGUGCAGAUGAAAAUGCUGUCUGUGAAGAGAGCUGAGCUAAAGGAGGUGGUGGACAGACUCCAGAGCCUCAACGAUAACUUUGAGGCCAUGAACAACAAGAAGAAAGAGCUGGAAGACAACAUUGAGCUGUGCUCUCAGAAGCUCAUUCGGGCGGAGAAGCUGAUUGGUGGACUGGGCGGGGAGAAGGAUAGGUGGACAGAAGCCGCAAGGCUUCUUGGGAUAAGAUACACCAACCUGACAGGUGAUGUGCUCCUCUCCUCCGGGUCUGUGUCCUACCUUGGGGCCUUUACAGUAGAUUACCGUGUGGAUUGCCAGCGUCAGUGGCACCAGCUCUGCCAGCAGAAGAUGGUGCCAUGCUCUGAGGACUUCACCCUCAGCAACACCCUGGGAAACCAAGUGUCCAUUCGUGCGUGGCAGAUUGCGGGCCUACCCGUCGACUCGUUUUCAACCGACAACGGUAUCAUCGUGUCCAACUCGCGCCGCUGGCCCCUCAUGAUUGACCCCCAGGGCCAGGCCAACAAGUGGAUCAAGAACAUGGAGAAAGCCAACAAGCUGGCUGUCAUCAAGCUCACGGACGGGAACUACAUGAGAACCCUGGAGAACUCCAUCCAGUUUGGCACGCCCGUUCUCCUGGAGAAUGUCGGGGAGGAACUAGAUGCCGUAUUAGAGCCUGUGCUGCUGAAGCAGACCUUCAAGCAUCAAGGGGUGGAGUACAUGAAGCUAGGCGAGAACAUUGUGGAGUACUCCAAAGACUUCCUGUUCUACAUGACCACGAGUUUGAGGAACCCUCACUACCUCCCCGAGGUGGCUGUAAAAGUCUGCCUGCUCAACUUCAUGAUCACCCCUCUUGGCUUACAGGACCAGCUCCUUGGGAUCGUAGCAGCCAAGGAGAAGCCGGAACUGGAGGAGAAGAAGAACGAGCUCAUUCUGGCGAGUGCUGCUAACAACAAGCAGCUGAAAGAGAUCGAAGACAAGAUCUUGAAGGUGCUCUCCUCCUCUGAGGGUAAUAUUCUAGAAGAUGAAACGGCCAUCGAGGUCUUAUCCUCUUCCAAGAUCCUGUCUGAGGACAUUUCAGAGAAGCAGAAGAUCGCCAACGUCACAGAGAAGGAGAUCGACGACACCCGCAUGGGUUACAGGCCCGUGGCUGAGCACUCCUCCAUCUUGUUCUUCUGUAUCUCAGAGCUAGCCAACCUCGAGCCUAUGUACCAGUACUCACUUACAUGGUUCAUCAACCUCUACAUACAGUCAAUCACCCAGAGCUUAAAAAGUGACGACCUGGCUACCAGGAUUGACAACAUUGUGGAUCACUUCACCAUCAGCAUCUACAACAACGUUUGCCGCUCGCUGUUUGAGAAAGACAAGCUGCUCUUCUCCCUGCUGCUCACUGUGGGGAUCAUGCAGGGGAAAGGCAAGGUGGAUGACACAUGCUGGCGCUUCCUCCUAACAGGCGGCAUUGCACUGGACAACCCACAUCCCAACCCUGCUCCGGAGUGGCUCUCUGACAAGUCCUGGUCGGAGAUAGUCAGGGCUUCCAAGCUACCAAACCUGGGUGGCUUACUUGAGCACGUCAAAGAGAAUGUUCCCAAAUGGAAGAAAAUCUAUGAUUCUGGGAGGCCUCAUGAGGAGGAGCUUCCAGACCAGUGGAAGAGUCUGGUGGGGAUGGACCUCAUGGUGGUUCUGAGAUGCUUCAGGCCGGAUAAGCUGGUCCCGGCAGUGCAGGAGUUCAUCGUGAACAAUAUGGGCCGUACCUACAUCGAGCCGCCCACCUUCGACCUGGCGGGGAGUUACAGCGACUCUAACUGCUGCUCUCCUCUCAUUUUCGUGCUCUCGCCUGGAUCGGAUCCGACCGCAGGGCUUCUGAAGUUUGCUGACGACCUGCAGAUGGGGGGCAGUAAGACCAAGACCAUCUCCCUGGGGCAAGGCCAAGGGCCAAUAGCGGCCGUGAUGAUCAUGAGUGCCCUCAAGGAGGGCACCUGGGUGGUGCUGCAGAACUGUCACCUGGCCACCAGCUGGAUGCCCAGCCUGGAGCGGAUCUGUGAGGAGGUCAUCACCCCCGACAACACCACACCCACCUUCAGGUUAUGGUUGACCAGUUACCCAUCGGACAAGUUCCCUGUCAGUAUUCUGCAGAAUGGUGUGAAGAUGACCAACGAGCCUCCCAAGGGAGUGAGAGCCAACCUGCUGCGCUCCUAUCUCAGUGACCCCAUCUCCGACCCCGCCUUCUUCUGCAGCUCAAAGAAACAAGCCGCCUGGCAGAAUCUCCUGUUUGGGCUGACCUUCUUCCAUGCUCUGGUACAGGAGAGGAGAACCUUCGGACCGUUAGGUUGGAACAUCCCGUACGAGUUCAAUGAGUCUGACCUUAGGAUCAGUAUGAGGCAGAUCCAGAUGUUCCUGGAUGAAUACGAGGAGAUUCCUCUGGAGGCUCUCUCCUAUCUGACAGGUGAAUGUAACUACGGUGGCAGGGUGACAGAUGACAAGGACAGGCGUCUGCUGCUGUCUCUGUUGUCCAUCUUCUACAACAAGGAGCUGAUCGAGCAGGAGUGCUACCGCGUGUGUGAAGGAGACCUGUUCUACGUCCCACCUCAGGGCCCCUACCAGACCUAUGUGGAUUACAUCCGCAACCUUCCAAUCAACGCUGACCCUGGAGUGUUUGGUCUCCACAGCAACGCUGACAUCACUAAGGACAACCAGGAGACCAAUCAGCUGCUUAAUGGAGUGUUACUGACUCUACCCAGGCAGUCAGGGGGUGGAGCUAAGUCUCCUCAGGAAGUGGUGGAUGAACUUGCAGCAGACAUCCUGUCCAAGUUGCCAGCAAAUUUUGAUGUAGAAAUGGUGAUAAUCAAAUACCCAGUGAUGUAUGAUGAGUCCAUGAAUACUGUGUUGAGACAGGAACUGAUCCGCUUCAACAGGCUUACCCAGGUGGUGCGUGUGAGUCUGGUGAACAUCGGCAAGGCCCUAAAGGGUCAAGUGGUAAUGUCUGCUGAGCUGGAGAAUGUUUUCAACAGUAUGCUGGUGGGCAAGGUGCCUGUUAUGUGGGCAUCCAAGUCCUAUCCUUCUCUCAAGCCACUAGGGAGCUACGUGGCUGACCUCUUAGCCAGGCUGCAGUUCUUACAGGACUGGAUAGAUCAUGGACCACCUCCAGUUUUCUGGGUCUCUGGAUUCUACUUCACUCAAUCCUUUCUUACUGGAGUGUCUCAGAACUUUGCCAGGAAGUACACUGUGCCUAUUGAUUACAUUGGCUUUGAAUUUGAGGUUACCAAGCAGGAGACCCACAUGAAGGAGAAGCCAGAUGACGGCGCCUAUGUCAAGGGUCUUUUCCUGCAGGGGGCGCGCUGGGACAGAGAAAAGAUGGUCAUCGGAGAGUCUCUCCCCAAGAUUCUCUUUGACCCCCUGCCCAUCAUCUGGCUUAGACCUGGAGAGAUGUCUAAGUUCUUGCAUCAGAACAUCUACGUGUGCCCCGUGUACAAGACCAGCGCCCGACGAGGUACCCUGUCCACCACGGGACACUCCACCAACUACGUCUUGCCGAUUGAGCUGCCCUCCGACCAGCCGCAGAAACACUGGGUCAACCGUGGAGUGGCGUGUCUGUGUCAGCUGGAUGACUAAAGAACACCUGAGGUAGUUGGAGCUAUGACAAACCAAAAGUGAACUCCCUCCCUGAAAGGCCUAAUAAAGAUACUGUAUGCAGUAGAAUUUUUUUCUUUUUCUUACAAUUUGCCAAGACAUCAUAGAUUGCUUUACAAAAUAUGUUUA